UCCCUCCUCCCUACCUUUUAUCUUAGCCUGCUUGGCACACUCUCCUCAUUCCUGAUGAAGGGCUUAUGCCCGAAACGUCGAAUUUCCUGUUCUUUGGAUGCUGCCUAACCUGCUGUGCUUUAACCAGCAACACAUUUUCAGCGUUAAAUCACCAUCAGUCAACACUCUCCAAUGAGAGUCUUCUGGUCUGGUUUACCCACCUUAUAAAAGCGAAUCAUCAACCUGCCUGAAUGAGACCUCUGAAUACUUCGACUCGAGAAUAUCGAUGUGCUGCACCAGGUGUUCACCAGGUAUGAAGAGAGAAGCGCCGUGCACAGAGAAGACAAACACUAAGUGUCAGCCCUGUGGGCAGAACCAAUACACUGCGUUCUGGAACAUGCUGAAGAAAUGCCUGUCCUGUCAAGUCCUCUGUAAAGAAGACCAGGACAUGGUCCAAGACUGCACUCCAACCACCAAGAGAAUCUGCCAGUGCAAACAAGGCCUGCACUGCAUUGAUUCCGCAAAGAAUACGUGUAACCAGUGCCGGAGAAACACCGAAUGCAAGGAGGGUCAGGGUGUCAUUAAACCAGGAACAAAAGAUACGGAUGUAGAAUGUGCGCCAUGUCCCCCUGGAACGUUCUCCAAUAAGGUCUCUUCCACAGAGCCCUGCCAGCCACAUGUUGACUGUGCAGUGCUGAGGAGAAAGAUUUUACAAAACGGGACCAGCACCAGGAAUGCAAUUUGCGGCGAUGAAAUAUUACCCCUGCUCCCUACGUUGAGAGGGACACCUUCAAGACCUCAACCCAGCUCUCCUGCUCCAAAACAGGUCACGCAUCUGACUGAGAUAGAACCAAUAAGUGUCACCAGUUGGGCACUGGUUACUAUAGAACUCAACAGGACACCACCCACUAAACAGCUCCUAGCUUUCCACUGGGUACUGGCAAUCUGUGUUUCUUCUAUCGUUGUGAUCUUGGUCAUAAUAAUGAUGCUGGUCUGUGUCCUUCGCAGAAGAACAGGGAGGAAGCCUGACCUCUGGAAUCAGAAUCCAAAUAUGCCCACGAAGAACGCUGAUUCAGUGGAGAUGGCUUGUUUAAUUGGUUUAACCGAGAAUGAGCUGGAAGCAGUGAAAGCUCAGAAUGGGACGCUUGAGCAGAAGGAAUGUCCAACAGGAACUGUGGCUCGGGCAGAGCAUUCCUGCUCACUCUCCAGAUCCAGCAACAGCAGUGGGUCAGGGGGUGUCCAAAGGAAACCUGGCCCAGGAUACAGCUCAAAGGAGGAGGAGCGCCCUCAGACCCACCUUGCUCUUGCCCAUUUGAACAAUUAUUCACGAAUUGAUUCCCAGGAAGAUCAGGGAUACAUCAGCAGAGAAUCCCGGCCCAGUUCAGGAGCUCCAUCCCCAGUGAUGGAAUUCAGUGGGAACCCCACAGUGAGUGUUACAAUAAAUACCGGCAAGUGUUACGUUAACUGCUGCCAUCGUCCGGGAGAUGGGGCCUCCAGACCGCUCUCUCCUGAGGAAGAUUAUCCUGCUCCAGCAGAGGAGGAAGGAACGGAGGUGGAUGAAGGGUUUCCAAUCCAGGAGGAACACAAGGACUCCGAGUCGGAGAAUUGGAAAGAGGCUGGUGUUCCAGUGGAAGCUGAGAGUGAAGGUCACUGGCAAACAUGCAACUCAGUACAACGACGGGAGGAUGUGAAGGACUUGCAGCUUCCAAUCCAGGAUACCUCUGGAAAAAUGUACUGAUCGAGGAAUGGAGUCAUUAUGGAAAUAUCCAUGUCCUUGUAUUGAAGAUAGCUUGAGCCUUUGAGGGCCUGGGUCUUUGCUCACCAGCUAUUGGUUGCUCAUUUAAAGCUUGUUAAGAUGAACAUGGCCCAGGUUAAGACAUGGGGCUGGAGCAGCAUCAAAUUGUCCUGAGAAACAUGAGUUGAUCCCACCCCACCCCAAUCACUGACAGUGUGAGCUUAAUCCUCAGAGUGAGCAAUCAGGACAAGUGACCUAUUUCUUCAACUCCUGAGCUGAUUGGGUGAUCCUGGGCUGACCUUGCUGAAUAACGGCUCUGCUAGGAUGAUCCAAAGGUCAUUGCUGAAACUGGCAGAAACUGACGCGUCUGCUGGUCAGACCUGUGCAAACUCUGCCUACAUAAAGAGGAGUAAAAAGUGAGGUCUGCAGAUGCUGGAGAUCAGAGUUGAAAAUGUGUUGCUGGUUAAAGCGCAGCAGGUCAGGCAGCAUCCAAGGAACAGGAAAUUCGACGUUUCAGGCAAAAGCCCUUCAUCAGGAAUUCUUGGGAAGAGCACUAUAGACUCAGACUUGCUGGGUCGCCACCAUCUUGGAUCCCCCUGACCUGCUGUGCUUUAACCAGCAACACAUUUUCAGCUCUGAUCUCCAGCAUCUGCAGACCUCACUUUUUACUUGAAGUGUAGAGUCCCAGUUCUUUUAAUGUAACUUAACAAUUCUGUUCAGUCUCAGCAGAAUUCUGUUCCAUGGGUUGAAUGUUGAGUAGGAAACUGAACCCACUCCAGAGUUUGAGACACACUAUGAUAUUAGUCUGGAUCUGCACCACUUUCCAUUAACAUGGGCAUUAGCCUGAGUUCCUCUCUGUAUUGUUAUUCUCAUCAAACAGCACCCUAUGAGUUUUUACACUGGCAACCAAGAAUACACUGGAUUGCAAACAGGUAAUAUAAAUGAGUGUACGUUAAAUGCAGAUUAGGAUGGUUUUCUAUAUUCUCUGGAUUCAGCUGAUUGUAUAAAAUUAAACCAUUUUCCAUUUCAUGGUCCCCAUCUGGUCCUCUGCCCCCUCCUCUCUCUCACCCCCUACCCUUCCUGUCUGUUCCAUCCAGCUCUCUGCUCUCCUCUUUCGAUUCCUGAUCUUGAUCAGAUGGGCCAAUGGACAGAGAAGUGGCAGAUGGAGGUGAGGUCUGCAUUUUGGGAAAGCAAAUCUAAGCAGGACUUAAUGGUAAGGUCCUAGAGAGUAUUGCUGAACAAAGAGAUCUUAGAGUGCAGGUUCAUAGCUCCUUGAAAAUGGAGUCGCAGAUAGUGAAGAAGGUGUUUGGUAUGCUUUCCUUUAUUGGUCAGAGAGUUGUGUACAGGAGUUGGGAGGGCAUGUUGCGGCUAAUCAGGACAUUGGUUAGACACUGUUGGAAUAUUGCGUGCAAUUCUGGUCUCUUUCCUAUCAGAAAGAUGUUGUGAAACUUGAAAGGGUUCCAAAAGCUUUACAAGGAUGUUGCCAGGGUUGGACAAUUUGAGCUAUGAGGAGAGGCUGAACAGGCUGGGGCUGUUUUCCCUGGAGCGUCGGAGGCUGAGAGGUGACCUUAUAGAGGUUUACACAAUUAUGAGGGGCAUGGAUAGGAUAAGUAGACAAAGUCUUUUCCCUGGGGUCGGGGGAGUCCAGACCUAGAGGGCAUAGGUUUAGGGUGAAAGGGGAAGGAUAUAAAAGGGACCUAAGGGGCAAUUUUGUCAUGCUGAGGGUGUUACAUGUAUGGAAUGAGCUGCCAUAGGAAGUGGUAGAGGCUGGUACAAUUGCAACAUUUAAAAAGCACUUGGAUGGUUAUAUGAUUAGGAAGAGUUUAGAGGGAUAUGGGCCGGGUGCUGGCAAGUGGGACUAGAUUGAGUUGGGAUAUCUGGUCGGCAUGGACGGGUUGGACCGAAGGGUCUGUUUCUGUGCUGUACGUCUCUGUGACUCUCUCUUUCCCUCCUCCUCUCUUGUGUGUUUUCUUGCCUCUCUGCUCCCUUCCUUUUCCCUCCAUUUGUGUGAAUAUUAUCAUUUGUUUUCAUCAGUUUGUAAUGAGUUGGACGCAGUUUAAUGGAGAGUGUUCCUCUGUUUUUUUUGUAUCAAAGCACUAAUAAUAAAUAUUUUUAUAUUUUUCUUGUA
Messenger RNA from Hemiscyllium ocellatum (epaulette shark), 3842 nucleotides. Its product is annotated as tumor necrosis factor receptor superfamily member 1B-like. The transcript has 11 exons. Gene Ontology annotation, biological process: regulation of T cell cytokine production; regulation of T cell proliferation; positive regulation of membrane protein ectodomain proteolysis. The coding region runs from base 266 to 1717 and encodes 483 amino acids. Lineage: Eukaryota; Metazoa; Chordata; Chondrichthyes; Orectolobiformes; Hemiscylliidae. Gene Ontology annotation, molecular function: tumor necrosis factor receptor activity; tumor necrosis factor binding. The record is from RefSeq and is a predicted model, not a curated record.